Molecule: messenger RNA, 997 nt
Organism: Polychytrium aggregatum
Lineage: Eukaryota; Fungi; Chytridiomycota; Chytridiomycetes; Polychytriales
Product: Dolichyl-diphosphooligosaccharide--protein glycosyltransferase subunit Swp1
Exons: 3
Coding region: 84-959 (291 amino acids)
Biological process (GO): protein N-linked glycosylation
Cellular component (GO): membrane; oligosaccharyltransferase complex
Source: RefSeq, a predicted model, not a curated record
GUCGGCCUCGUUUUCUCAGCCAUCUCGAGGAGCGCCCUGCUAUCCAGGCUCGCCUCCCCACCGGACCCGUCCAACGAGCCGCCAUGGGUGUCCCAAGCCGUAUCUCUGUCCUGCUGUGCAUCGUCCUGGCAGCGCUCGUCGCUCUUGCCUCUGCCAAAGUCCAUGUCUCGGAAGUGGCGAUUCGUGUCGCCAGCGCCAGCGGCCCAAAACUCACACAAACCCUCAAAUACCCGAAGCAGCUCGAUGACAUUGUCGCCGUCGAGGUCGACGAGCAGCUCUCGAUCUCUGCCCUGACCAAGGACGACAACGGCAAGGGCCUCGACUCUCGGGCCACCUUUGUCACCUUUGUCCACGCCGGCAGCCAGCUGCCUACGACCUUGGUUCUGGAAAGCCCCAGCGGCGCUGCUGGGCUCCGCAAAAUCGACCUGACCCUGGGCAGCAAGGCCAUCCAGGAGACCUUCAAGGGCCAGCCCGGCGUCUAUGCCGUCGCCAUCAGUGUCGGCCGCUUUGACCAAGCUGGCGUGGUCUAUCCCAUCGGCAACGUCAACCUCAGCUUCCCCGCCGACCCCGAGUUCUUUGUCAAGCACAGCUACGGCGAGCACUACGGCCCUCUCCCCGAAAUCCACCACGUCUUCCGACCUGACGAGAAGCAGCCCCUUCCUCUCAUUUCCCAGGUCUUUGCCCUGCUUUCGAUCGCUCCUUGGGUGCUUCUGCUCGGCGCAUGGAGCUUCCUGGGUGCCAACGUACGAGAGCUCUUUGCCUCGGUCGGCCACUCGGUCUUUGGCGUGGCCUUUAUCGGCACCUUUGUCUCGUGGUUUACGCUGUUCUACUUUUACUGGGUGCGCCUGAACCUGUUCCAGUUCCUUGGCUACGGCAGUGUGCUCGCCGUGGCCACACUCAUCAUCGGACGACAGGCGCUCGUUCUUCGCCACAACAGACGCAUUGCUGGCAACAAAUAAAGCGGGUGUCUGUCGAUCGCCACAGAAGUCGAUUCCUG